Molecule: messenger RNA, 1104 nt
Organism: Selaginella moellendorffii
Lineage: Eukaryota; Viridiplantae; Streptophyta; Lycopodiopsida; Selaginellales; Selaginellaceae
Product: SEC12-like protein 2
Exons: 7
Coding region: 1-1104 (367 amino acids)
Biological process (GO): protein secretion
Cellular component (GO): endoplasmic reticulum membrane
Molecular function (GO): protein binding; guanyl-nucleotide exchange factor activity; GTPase activator activity
Source: RefSeq, a predicted model, not a curated record
AUGGUGACCAAGCUCAAGGAUCUGGAUCUUCCAGCGUUCUUCACAACAUUGACGAGGCCGAGAAGAAAGACUCGGCAUGUAGCCAUAGCGAGAAGAGGCCAUUGCGCCUGUUUCCAAGCUCGGAGAUUAGUUUUGCUUGUGGGCAAGGAUGUGUCUGAGCAGCCGAGAAUUGGAAGGUGGAACAUUGUGCUUAUUAACGAUCGAUUCAGAGUAGAACUGUCAUUGUGCGUCCCUCUCUCCUGUUUUCGAGCUGCUCAAAAUCCCGUAAUUAAGCAAACCAAAAACAUGCGACGUAAGAAAAACUACAAUGAAAAGUCCUCUACGACAGGGGAACGAGACUCCUGGAUUUUUUGCACCUUGAGCGUUCCCGUGUUUUGUGCUGCGUGGGCGAAGGAUGGCUAUGUCGUGUGUGGCGGUGGAGGCGGGGCAACGCGCAGCGGGCGUGGCAACAUGCUCAUCCUCGCGCGAUGGACCGGCUCCGCGAUGGAACAGCUGUAUACACGGAGCACAGGCCUCGACGCUCCUUAUCAUCUGGCGAUCCACCCCAAUGGAACGGACUUUGUUUGCUCCUUCAUCGCCAAUGAGUGGCACGACGGGAAACUGGAAUUCUUUCGCUUGGCUGAGGACUUGAGUAUAGAGAGCGCCCAUCGCGAAAUCGUCAUAGCGAAGGAGCAGACUGCCAUGGCCUUCAGCAUGGACGGCACCAUGUUUGCAACCGCGGGAAUGAAUGGACACUUGCGUGUAUACAAAUGGCCUUCGUUGGAGCUUCUCGUGGACGAGCAGUGUGAGAUUGGAUCGGCAGAGUUUAAGUCUCUCGAAUUCAGUGAGGAAGGAACGCUCUUGGCUGCGUCCACAAGUGGUGGAAAAACUUACGUGUGGGAGCUCCAUGGAGACAAUCAUCUGCGUGUCAUUCCUUCCGAGGAAGGACGCUACUGCUGGUUCUCAAGGAGUUCAACGCCGCAACUCCAUGUAGCAUCAAGCAAAGGCCAUAUUACCAACUGGAGUGAGGACUGGAGAACCAAAGAGACACGCAAGGAGAGGUUUUGCACGCAUCCUUUCUCAGCCUUCAGUGUCAGCUCGGAUGGCAAGCUCUUGGCAAUGUAG